AUGUUGGAGAAGCUCUGGACGAUGACCCGAUUCCUGUCCGACAGUGUCCAGAAGAGAUUCAACCUGCGAAUUGUCUUCUUCAUAACGCUGCUGUCCUUCCUGUCGACACUCGUCUACUUCUACUUCAUCUACAAUCCAAUUCCUACUAAACCAGACCUGUGUCGCAUCUGGGAAAAUGAUCCAAACAAAUCAAACACUUCAUUACUGUGGUGGCAGUGGGCCUGUCUCAUUGAAAAAGAAAUUGACAAACCAUAUCCAUAUCAAUGUCAAAAUGUGAAAACAGUUGGUAACUGGUACAUAUGCUGGGAUAAGCCAUACAGACCAAGAAAACCUUGCAUUGUCUACUCGUUUGGGAUCAAUUUUGAGUUUUCCUUUGAUGAUGCAAUGGCUGAGAGAGGGUGUACAGUCUAUUCCUUUGAUCCAAGUAUGGGUGUUACUGACCACAAGCACUCAUCAAGAGUUUAUUUUAAGAAUAUGGGCAUUGGGGCAAAAGAUGUUGAUGACUUCAUUCCAAAUUUCGAUGGUUAUGUGCAGUUAACGCAGAGAUGGAAAAUGAGAACCCUCAAAUCAAUACGGAAAAUGCUUGGUCAUGAAAAUGCUGUGAUAGAUGUACUGAAGAUAGAUAUUGAAAUCUAUGAAUGGCCAGUCGUGGCAAAUUUUCUUCAAGAUGAAAUGUUUCAACAUGUCCGCCAGUUUCUCGUGGAAUGGCAUAUAUUUCCAAAUGAGCCAAACAGAGCAGAAUUUCAGCAGAUGUACAAAUCAUUUACAGAACUGGAAAAGGUUGGAAUGAAGUACUUCUACGUUGAUUCAGGGUCCAGGUAUCACCAUUACAGGUACUGGAAUUCACAGUCAGAUAUGUGUUAUGUGAACACGAAAUUCAAAUUACCGUCACAGUGAGUAAAAAGCAGAAUUGUCUUCAUGUGUUACGUCAACACAAAAUUGUGAUUUUCAUAACAGUAAAUGAACAACAGGAUUGUCGCUUUGUGUCACGUCAACACAAAAUUCAGAUUCCCAUCAAAGUGAAAUGAUAGUAUCUAGAACAGUCUGUGCAUUUUACAUCAACACAAAAUUCAGAUUUUCAUCAAAGUGAAUGAACAGCAGAAUUAUCAUUUUGUGAUACAUCAACACAAAAUUCAGAUUCCCGUCAAAGUGAAAUGAUGGUAAGAACAGUCUGUGUGUUACGUCAACACAAAAUUCUGAUUUCUGUCACAGUGAAUGAACAGCAGAAUUGUCAUUUUGUGAUACUUCAACAAAAAAUUCAAAUUCCCGUCAAAGUGAAAUGAUAGUAGAACAGUCUUAUGUGUUUUACGUCAACACAAAAUUCAGAUUUCCAUCAUAGUGAACAAUGAAUAACAGAAUUGUGUUUAUAGGUUAUAUCAACACAGAAUUUAGAUUUCCAUCACAGUGAAUGAUGAAUAACAGAAUUGUAUUUCUGGGUUAUAUCAACACAGAAUUUAGAUUUCCAUCACAGUGAAUGAUGAAUAACAGAAUUGUGUUUAUGGGUUAUAUCAACACAGAAUUUAGAUUUCCAUCAUAGUGAACAAUGAAUAACAGAAUUGUGUUUAUGGGUUAUAUCAACACAGAAUUUAGAUUUCCAACACAGUGAAUGAUGAAUAACAGAAUUGUAUUUCUGGGUUAUAUCAACACAGAAUUUAGAUUUCCAUCACAGUGAAUGAUGAAUAACAGCAUUGUGUUUAUGGGUUAUAUCAUCACAGAAAUUAGAUUUCCAUCACAGUGAAUGAACAUACAAAUGCCUUGGAUGCAUAUGCAGGAAUUUUAGCAGAGGUGUGACUGAAGUUUAUAGUGGGUUCGAGAAAUGAUCCCCCAGAAAAUAUAAAUUUGCUUGAGCAGGGAGGGGUUUCAAACCCCGCAACUCUUCCCGGUCACACACUCCUGAGUAUUGGUCACAAUGGUGGUCUUUUGUCUCACCUCAAUGAAGUCCUAAGACUAUAUAUUAUAUAUAUAUGUACCAGCAUUGCUUUUCCAAUGGCGACAGGGUGAACUUUUGCAUUUACGCCCAACAUAACAUUUUCACAUUUAUGUCUCCUUUCUCAUAAACUGUAAGUCCUAGUUGCAUCUAUGAAUGUUGCUCUUAAAGCUUGUUGAAAAAAUAUUAAUUUAAUAAAAAAAAUGACAAAAAACUAGAUUAGACUAAUCUAAAUAAAUAGAGAAUAACUGGUUACUGUCUUAAGAUAUCGGCUUUAUCUUGCGAAGGUUAGAAUGGCGAAUCCAGUGAGGCUCUGCCGAGCUGCAUUGCCAUUCAACCUGAACCUAAGACAGUAAUCAGUUAUUUCUUUUAUCCUGCAAUCCUACAGGAAUAUUCGGAAAAUCAUUAUUUAUUCCAGUUUUGUGUAUGCAAAUCAAGUAUUGUCAACCUAGAAAGGC
Molecule: messenger RNA, 2385 nt
Organism: Gigantopelta aegis
Lineage: Eukaryota; Metazoa; Mollusca; Gastropoda; Neomphalida; Peltospiridae
Product: methyltransferase-like protein 24
Exons: 6
Coding region: 1-897 (298 amino acids)
Source: RefSeq, a predicted model, not a curated record